AUGUUGUACCUGGAGACGGGCUCCACCACGGCCUACAGUGAGUCGCAGUACACGAACCUGGGUCUCCUGAACAGCAUGGAUCAGAGCAUCCAGAACGGAGGCUCCACCUCCACCAGCCCCUACAACAACGAUCACUCCCAGAACAACGUGGCGGCGCCCUCACCCUACUCCCAGCCCAGCUCCACCUUCGACGCCCUCUCCCCCUCCCCCGCCAUCCCCUCCAACACAGACUACGCCGGGACACACACCUUCGACGUGUCCUUCCAGCAGUCCAGCACCGCAAAGUCUGCCACCUGGACGUACUCAACAGAGCUGAAGAAGUUGUACUGUCAGAUCGCCAAGACGUGUCCGAUCCAGAUCAAAGUGCUGACCAACCCCCCGCAGGGCGCCGUCAUCAGAGCCAUGCCCGUCUACAAGAAGGCGGAGCACGUGACGGAGGUCGUGAAGCGCUGCCCCAACCACGAGCUCAGCCGCGAGUUCAACGACGGUCAGAUCGCUCCUCCCAGCCACCUGAUCCGGGUGGAGGGGAACAACCACGCUCAGUACCUGGAGGACUCCAUCACCGGGAGGCAGAGCGUGUUUGUCCCAUACGAACCUCCACAGGUGGGCACAGAAUUCACCACAAUUUUGUACAACUUCAUGUGCAACUCAAGCUGCGUGGGGGGGAUGAACCGACGCCCGAUCCUCAUCAUCGUGACUCUGGAGACCCGAGAUGGUCAGGUGUUAGGCCGCCGCUGCUUCGAGGCCCGGAUCUGCGCCUGCCCGGGUCGAGACAGGAAGGCGGACGAGGACAGCAUCCGCAAGCAGCACGUGACGGACGGCUCCAAGAGCGGAGACGCUUACCGCCAAGUUUCCCACGGCAUCCAGAUGUCCACCAUCAAGAAGAGGAGAUCCACAGACGAGGAGGUGUUCUGUUUGCCUAUCAAAGGCCGUGAAAUUUAUGAGAUUUUGGUAAAAAUCAAGGAGUCUCUGGAGCUGAUGCAGUAUCUGCCUCAACACACCAUCGAGUCGUACCGGCAGCAGCAGCAGAACCUCCUCCAGAAACAGACCUCCAUGCCCUCGCAGCAGUCGUACGGCUCCUGCUCCCCCCCCCACGGGAAAAUGAACAAGCUGCCGUCCGUCAGUCAGCUGAUCAACCCGCAGCAGAGGAACACCCUCACCCCCUCUGGCAUGGGCGGGGGUCUCACCGACAUGACUCCCAUGAUGGGCUCUCACCUCCCCAUGAAUGACUUGAGUUCACUGAGCCCCACCCACGCCCUGCAGGCUCAGAUGCCCCUGGUGCCCUCCUCCCACUGCACCCCCCCUCCUCCCUACCCCAUGGACAGCAGCAUCGCCAGCUUCCUUAUUCGGCUGGGCUGCGCAGGCUGCCUGGACUACUUCACAGCACAAGGCUUAAGCAACAUCUACCAGAUUGAGAACUAUAACAUGGAGGACCUGUCCCGGAUGAAGAUUCCCGCCGAGUACCAGCACUCCAUCUGGAAGGGCAUCAUGGAGCACCGGCAGGCCAUGGACUUCUCCCCCCCCCCCCACAUAGUGCGCACCACCAGCGGGGCGUCCACCGUCAGCAUGGGCUCCUCCGAGGCCCGAGGCGAGCGUGUGAUCGACGCCGUGCGCUUCACCCUCCGGCAGACCAUCAGCUUCCCGCCGCGUGACGAGUGGUCCGACUUCUCCUUCGACCUGGACUCCCGCCGCAACAAACAGCAGCGAAUCAAGGAGGAGGGGGAGUGAGGCGUUCAAAUCUCACCCCCAAAUCUCACCCCCAAUCUCACCAACCCCACGUCUGUCAUUUCACGCCUGCUGUACGAACAUUUCUCUGGGUCAGAGUGGUGCAGGGAUGACGUGAUUCUCUAGGCUCUAAACUGGUUCCCUCGCCAAUUGGAUUAUCCCCAAAAGAAUAAUCUCUGUGGCAAACACACGGCUAUAAUACUUAUACGCUUUGUUCAACUGGAUAAUCCACAUUUAUUAACACCACUUUAAUGAUUUUUGAAGCAUAAAUGCAAAGGUAAAAAGCUAACGUUAGGCUAUCAAGUAGCUACAGCGCGGUAGCAUGACUUGGCAGCUAAGCUAACGGCGGCUAAUCAGAAACAAGUUUAUUGCCAGGUACGUUUACAAAUAAAAGGAAUUUGCUGCACACAUAAACACAAUGUUUAUUUGUUAAAAUGUUUGGCAUAAUGACAUCAAGCAGUCUCGUUAGCCACUUGUUAGCACGGCCAUUUUUAAGACACACAAAAAGCUUCAUACAUUCACCAGAGGGAUAUCAACUGAUAAAUGUUAAGGCGUAGAACAAAACCUACAAAUAUCUACAGCUUGUGUUUACCACAGAUUUUAUUUCAGGCAUGUAAAAUCAAAAAAACUUCAAGACGAGGGAACCCACAAAUGCUGACUCAUUUCUGUGUUUUAGGACUCAUUCCUGCACCACUCUUAGUGCAAACAAAAAACCUGCAAAGGAACAAAAAUCACAUUCACAUAAAAGUGCACUUACUUUGCAUUUUUGUUCUCGUUAAAUCUCCGAGGAAAGCAACACGCGGCGUUGAGCGAGAGGUGCAUUUUAUUAUGUUCUAAUUUCUUGAGAGCACUUAAGAAAUGCUGAGGAUUUUCAAGCUUCAUUUUCUUUGUAUGAUUCAUUCCCAUUUAAGAGCUUGACUGGAAACCAAACUGGCAUUAGAGGGGAUUUAUAAGGGCUUUCUUUCUGCAGCGACUACGUGUAUUUGUAUUGUUUCUGGUUAUGCAGGUUAGACACUGGUUUUCAUUUUAAGUCAGCAUUGAUUGUAAACAUUUCAAACGUUUCCUGUCAGAAGUAUUAUGUCAAUUGAUGGGCGAUUUCGUGUUUCUGCUUCUAUAAUUUGCUCUUUUUUUUACGUCUAUUGUGAGAUCAGCUGUUUGUGAAGUAUGUGUUAAAGAGACAGAUGUAGCCACUUAUAGGCGUUUAUGCUCUUGACCCAGUGUUUUUACUAUGACUGAUGUCCUGCUGUGUUUCCGCCUGAUUUAAUGCACAAGUGGAUUAAAUCAGAGUUAUUUUUCUACGUAUGAACCAUUUUUUGGGGUUUAUUUCAUUUGAUAACUGGCCAAAACCUGAUAGAUGUAUAUAUAUUUGUAUAGUUCCUUUUUUUUUUAUAUAAAGUCUCCCUUAUUAAAAAAAGUAAUCAAGCAUAAUGAUGUGAAUAUAACUCAGUAAGAACAAAGUUUGUAUUGAUUCUCCGUCACCAGCCCUUUGUCUCAGUAGCCAGCAUUAUUAGAAAAAGCAGAGCGUUUUUUUCAUGUUUUUGUACAAUGUUUUGUAAAUAUGAUGCAAUAUACCACGGGUAUUUUGAUAUAAAUCUGAAAUAAAUAUCCAUACUUGCUGUAUCGCAUGUUGAAACUCCA
This is a messenger RNA of Trematomus bernacchii (emerald rockcod), 3363 nucleotides long. It is a transcript of the gene tp63, whose product is annotated as tumor protein p63. Gene Ontology annotation, molecular function: RNA polymerase II cis-regulatory region sequence-specific DNA binding; DNA-binding transcription factor activity, RNA polymerase II-specific; protein binding. Lineage: Eukaryota; Metazoa; Chordata; Actinopteri; Perciformes; Nototheniidae. The record is from RefSeq and is a predicted model, not a curated record. Gene Ontology annotation, biological process: apoptotic process; regulation of transcription by RNA polymerase II; protein tetramerization. Gene Ontology annotation, cellular component: nucleus.